CUUAAACGCCCAAAAGCACACGAGCCGUGACGGUCCAAAUACCUAAACCAGCUCAAACGUGCUCACUCCUAUUUUAAAUCCCUGUCCUUGUCAUUCAGCCGGUUCCGCAUGGCACGCACCCUGAGGCGGCAGCUGAAGAACAAACUCGUUUGUCACUACCUAUCCAAUUCUGCAUAAAAUUUAUAUGGCUCUUGGCUUUAUGUACUGAAAAUAUAAUAAAGUAAGCGAAGCUUUUUUAAUGGACGGCUACCCCCCAGUAUCGCUGUCGGGAUAUAUUGGAGAUCCAGAUGUCCGGGAUUCUCGUCCCGUCCUGUAUGCGACGCAGCAGGCGACACGUUAAGAUGUCAGACUAACACUUGGUAACGUCGGAACUUGAACUUUCGCAUUGGCUUAUGGCGUAACUAUCUUAAUUAGAAAGGUUAGAUAGGUUAGGUACCUAGGUAUAUUAUUAAUGGACGUGGAUAUAUUGUUGAUGGCUAUGGCCAUGCCAUCCAUACAGGCAUAGCAAGUAUCGCAAGUAGCGACAACAUCUACGGACUUGACCAUAGAUAUGAGUGGCGCUUCGACGGCAGAGGGCAAGCAAACGGAUUCAGGCCAACGAUAUGGGAACAGGCGAUUAGGGCGUCGUUUCACAUGGUCCAAUUCGCGGUGGCGUAUUUCGUUAUGUUACUCGCAAUGUACUAUAACGGCUACAUAAUCAUAUCCAUCUUCGUCGGCGCUUACAUUGGCGCAUUUAUCUUCCACUGGGAAUAUCUGGGCUGGGGGUAUGCUGUGUGGUGGCUGGUCUCCGAAUAAUAUUGCUAAUCGCUUCGCUUCGCUUGGAAGAUGUAGUGUGACGAACGAGAGUAAGGAGCCGACUGUGUGCUAUGGGUAGUGUUACUAUUCGGGUCUUUGGUGGCAUGCUGUUGUAUCACUAUGUUGUUUUUGUGAUACGGGAAGUUCGGGGGAGGUUCAUGGGCCGAGGAUGAGUUGGGCCCGGCGAUAGAAGGGUAAUUAAGGGGUUGGAUAGACUAGAGUUGCAUUUUCUUGUUAUAAAGCGGCUUUAUAGUAUAAAACUAGUUGGGAGUCUCUUAAUUUUGGUAUUAAACAGCUGUAUAACAAUAAUAAUAUAGUUAAUUACCUGC
This is a messenger RNA of Daldinia decipiens, 1124 nucleotides long. RefSeq lists its product as uncharacterized. The record is from RefSeq and is a predicted model, not a curated record. The transcript is spliced from 2 exons. Lineage: Eukaryota; Fungi; Ascomycota; Sordariomycetes; Xylariales; Hypoxylaceae. Gene Ontology annotation, cellular component: membrane. Gene Ontology annotation, biological process: copper ion transmembrane transport. Bases 634 to 795 code for a protein of 53 amino acids. Gene Ontology annotation, molecular function: copper ion transmembrane transporter activity.